AUGGGUAGAGUUAUUAGAAACCAAAGGAAGGGUGCUGGUUCUAUCUUCACCUCUCACACUAGGUUGAGACAAGGUGCUGCCAAGUUGAGAACUUUGGACUACGCUGAAAGACACGGUUACAUUCGUGGUGUUGUUAAGCAGAUUGUUCACGAUGCUGGUAGAGGUGCUCCAUUGGCAAAGGUUGUUUUCCGUGACCCAUACAAGUACAAGUUACGUGAAGAGACUUUUAUUGCUAACGAGGGUGUUCAUACUGGGCAAUUUAUCUACGCAGGUAAGAAUGCUUCUUUGAACGUCGGUAACAUCUUGCCUUUGGGUUCCGUUCCAGAAGGUACUAUAGUGUCCAACGUUGAGGAAAGACCAGGUGACAGAGGUGCUUUGGCUAGAACUUCCGGUAACUACGUUAUUGUUAUCGGCCACAACCCUGACGAAAACAAAACGAGAGUCAGAUUACCAUCUGGUGCUAAGAAGAUCAUCAGCUCUGACGCCAGAGGUGUUAUCGGUGUCGUUGCCGGUGGUGGUAGAGUGGACAAGCCAUUGUUGAAGGCUGGUACUGCAUUCCACAAGUACAAGGUCAAGAGAAACUCUUGGCCAAAGACCCGUGGUGUUGCCAUGAACCCAGUUGACCAUCCUCACGGUGGUGGUAACCAUCAACAUAUUGGUAAGGCUUCUACCAUUUCUAGAGGUGCUGUUUCCGGUCAAAAGGCGGGUUUGAUCGCUGCCAGAAGAACUGGUUUGUUGCGUGGUUCUCAAAAGACUCAAGAUUAG
Molecule: messenger RNA, 765 nt
Organism: Eremothecium cymbalariae DBVPG#7215
Lineage: Eukaryota; Fungi; Ascomycota; Saccharomycetes; Saccharomycetales; Saccharomycetaceae
Product: 60S ribosomal protein uL2
Exons: 2
Coding region: 1-765 (254 amino acids)
Biological process (GO): cytoplasmic translation
Cellular component (GO): ribosome; cytosolic large ribosomal subunit
Molecular function (GO): RNA binding; structural constituent of ribosome
Source: RefSeq, a predicted model, not a curated record